UGGCAUAUGAAGCCGCGCUUCAACAUCCCGGAAAAUAACUUUGACCAUGAGUUCCAGACUGAAAACAUCCAUCUCUCAACUGCCCUUGUGACCUAUUCAUUGUUGAUACACCUACUAGUCUCACAAACAAUCAAAUAUCACAAUGUCACCAGCGAACAAAGUAGAUGUCGUCCUUCUUUCCGACCGAGACAUACCCACAUGCUUUGAGGUCCUCUCAGAGUCCUUCGGUCAUGACGCACCAUUUGUCGAUAAUUAUUUCCCGAAUCAUGAUACACCAUCAGGUAGAGCAAAAGGUUCCGAGCGCUUGCUUCUCUGGAAGCAGAACUCCAGCAACUCCAUAUUCCUGAAGGCGGUCACUCGCACCGGCCCGGGCGACCAGGAAUGCAUCAUCGGCCUUGCCACCUGGACACUCAUGAGAGAACCGCCACCAGCUGAGCUUGACAUGGCGGAGAACGUCGAAGAUGUUUGGCCAGAUAAGGAUGACCGCGAGUUCAUGACUCGACUUUGGAGAUCCUACGUGGUCCCACGCACUCAGGCUAUCAAAGAUUCCAAUGGAAAGGGUGUCUACGGUAAAGUCGAAGUCCACAAAUCGCGCACCACCAGAUAUGGGCUUCUGAUGUCUUGGGUAGUACUGGAAUUGCUAGCAGUCCAUCCAAAUUACCAACGUCUAGGUGCGGGUGCAGCUCUCGUCAAAUGGGGAAUUGAGUCCGCAGACGAGCAAGGAUUAAAGGCAUUCGUUGAGGGGACACCAAUUGGUCGACGGCUUUAUGAGAAAUGUGGCAUGCGUGCAGAGAUUGAAGAGAUCAAGUUCGAUGUCGGGGAAGAAUUUGCUGAAAGACGCAAGCCAAAGCUUGUGUUUCUGUCAAGAGAGCCCAAUUAAUCCACAUACCAUGCAGUCUCAACGAGCGGUUGUUUGAGGCUCUUGUAGCUUAAAGAAAGUCUAGCCUGGAUCCAAACGGAUGAGGCUAGUUUGGUACAUCUUAUUAAG
This is a messenger RNA of Truncatella angustata, 988 nucleotides long. RefSeq lists its product as uncharacterized. Bases 143 to 880 code for a protein of 245 amino acids. NCBI's taxonomy places the organism in Eukaryota, Fungi, Ascomycota, Sordariomycetes, Amphisphaeriales, Sporocadaceae. The record is from RefSeq and is a predicted model, not a curated record. Gene Ontology annotation, molecular function: acyltransferase activity, transferring groups other than amino-acyl groups. The transcript has 2 exons.